CCACCCCUUUCGAGCUGAUUCUGAGCCUGCGCGGACCAAGCCAGACUAGAUUUAAUGUUGCCGCCGACCGUCUCUGAAUUUAAAGGGCCCGCUCCCUUCCCGAAGUUGGUUUGAAGUCAAACUGUGGUUGUGGACGGCGCUUUCUCAUGGGACCUGUACGGUUGGGAAUAUUGUUAUUCGUUGUGGCAGUGUAUAGUGCUUGGGCUGGAACGUCGCAAGAGGAGGACGAUGACACAGAACGCUUGCCCAGCAAAUGCGAAGUGUGUAAGCUACUGAGCAUGGAGUUACAGGAGAAGCUGAGUCACACUGGCCGAUCUCGAGAGGUAUUGGAGCUGGGGCAGGUGCUGGACACAGGCAAGAGGAAGAAGCAUGUGCCUUAUACCAUUUCAGAGACAAGGCUGGAAGAGGCCUUGGAGAAUUUAUGUGAGCGGAUCCUGGAUUAUAGUGUUCAUGCUGAGCGCAAGGGGUCACUGAGAUACGCUAAGGGUCAGAGUCAGACCAUGGCAACGCUGAAAGGCCUGGUGCAGAAGGGAGUAAAGGUGGAUCUGGGGAUCCCUUUGGAGCUGUGGGAUGAGCCCAGUGUGGAAGUCACAUUCCUCAAGAAGCAGUGUGAGACGAUGCUGGAGGAGUAUGAAGAUGUCUUGGGAGACUGGUAUUUCCACCAUCAGGAGCAGCCCCUACAGCAUUUUCUCUGUGAAGGUCAUGUGCUCCCAGCUGCUGAAACUGCAUGUCUACAGGAAACUUGGACUGGAAAGGAGAAGAUCACAGAUGAUCAAGAGAAGGAAGAAGGGGAAGAAGAGGAAGAAGAGGAAGGAGAGGAAGAGGAGAUGACAAAGACAGAAAGACACUCCAAGCAUGACCCAGAGGAUCUUUGACCCUUGCCUUUGAACCCCCAGGAGGGGUUUAUAGAGAAGAACCCUCUGAAGUCUGAGCUGUCCCUGCCCCACAGCUUUAAGGGUGUGUGUUAGUGUGAGUGACCCAACCCCAACGCUUUUUGGGCAUGAAGGAUGGCAUGACUAUGGGGAGAAAGGUGGCAGCAGCAGGUGGAAGUCCUGCCUCCACAGAUGAGCCCCAUGCCUGCCAUUCCAUUGGCAAGUGUAUGUGUGGUGACAAUCCUGAGGCUUUUCCCUUUAAAUAUCUUUUCUGCUCCUCAGAGGUCAGCGAUGGCAUGGAGCUGUGGAUCUGGGGAAAGUCACUUUGCUUCUCAAGGGAUUUUAUUUUAGAUCCUUACAAGGAAGACAACAGAACAGACAUUCUCUACGACCUAUGUACACUACCUGUGUUCAGGAGGCUGCAAAUCAGCAAGCUGGGAACAAGAAUAGGAUACUGGAUGGGGGUGAGGCAGUGCUGAUUCAGUUAGGUGGGGUAGAUACUUGUCUGCUUCAUAUUAAUCUCACAGGUGCCAAAUUUUAUAUAUAGCUAUUAAACUUUUUUUUUCAGUA
Molecule: messenger RNA, 1442 nt
Organism: Heterocephalus glaber (naked mole-rat)
Lineage: Eukaryota; Metazoa; Chordata; Mammalia; Rodentia; Bathyergidae
Gene: Cnpy4
Product: canopy FGF signaling regulator 4
Source: RefSeq, a predicted model, not a curated record